AUGGGCCAACAGCACACAGCGCCGCCUUCCUGGACAUGCAGAUUCCGCCGGCCCACCUGUCCGACUGUCCGACUGUGCGUCUGUCAGCCUGGCCGUCGGCUAUUAUGCCUGUCCGUCUAUCGACCGCAUGCCAGUGCUGUGUUCACGCCGGCUGAGACUGUGCGAAGCGAGACGGCCUAUUUUCGACCCUUUCACAGUCAGUGCCCUUCGGUGCUCUUUUCAGUGCCCUUCCUGCUGUCAGAUAUGGAGUGUCUUAUUUUAGCCAGUGCAUCCAAUUGGAGCGCAGUUUUUUCCCCCAAUCACGUGACUAGCCUACACACGAAAGGCUAA
This is a messenger RNA of Protopolystoma xenopodis, 330 nucleotides long. Lineage: Eukaryota; Metazoa; Platyhelminthes; Monogenea; Polystomatidea; Polystomatidae. The record is from the annotation of a GenBank genome assembly.